Messenger RNA from Penicillium canescens, 1923 nucleotides. RefSeq lists its product as uncharacterized. Bases 1 to 1923 code for a protein of 640 amino acids. Gene Ontology annotation, cellular component: plasma membrane. NCBI's taxonomy places the organism in Eukaryota, Fungi, Ascomycota, Eurotiomycetes, Eurotiales, Aspergillaceae. The transcript has 7 exons. Gene Ontology annotation, molecular function: high-affinity potassium ion transmembrane transporter activity. The record is from RefSeq and is a predicted model, not a curated record. Gene Ontology annotation, biological process: potassium ion import across plasma membrane; intracellular potassium ion homeostasis.
AUGGCUUCUCUACGAGGAUUGGACUCCCUGACUCUGCAUUAUGCAUAUUUCAUCUUCAUGUCUGCGAUCGGCAGUGUCAUAUUGUACACUACAGCGGCGCCGAUCCAUGAUCUCCACUAUGCUGACGCGUUGUUCAUGAGCUUCAGUGCUAUGAUAGGUACAGGGCUGAACGUGCUGGACCUGGCUACCCUUAAUGGUAUACAACAAGGCACCCUAUGUUCGCUUUUAAUCUUCGGCCAUGUUAUUUUCAUCCUCGGGAUCCUCUCCUUCCUACGCGCCCGAAGUCUCCGCUCUCUUUUGAAAGAUGCACGCAGAAAGAAUGGUGAUCAGACCGUUACUCACACGUCAAUCGUGCAGAUACAGACAGAGCAGCUUUCUGAAGACAAGGAUGGUGUCCUAUCUGUCAAAAUCACCAGUCUAAACGCGACAGAAGGAGAAGUACCAGCCGAUAUUUCGACCCUUGAAAAGUCCAAAGAUGAUGUAUCAUCGAAAUACAACGACUGCACCAUGGUCACUCAUCAGAAUAUGUUGGAUGAAUGCCAAAGAGUCACUACCAUCACUGUCAUAGGUGACGAAACAAACGUCUGUGACGCCAAAACCCGGUUGUUCCUCAUGGUCGGCAAAUUGAAGAGCAUAAUGCAACAAAUCAAAAAGGAUCUGAGCAAGAGCAGUCCAAUCGAUUGUGGAGAGCCAGGAUGGACAGAGUACAAGGCACUUUCAUUGAUCUCGGCAGUUGUAGUACUCUACUACAUCGCCUUUCUUUCCUUCGGCAUUAUAUGCUUAGGGCUUUGGAUGAAAUAUUGUCGUCCAGAAAUUGCACAAGUAGAUGGGGUUUCCCCUUUCUGGACAGGCACUUUCCUUGCUAUAUCUGCGUUUUCCAACAAUGGCAUGUCCCUCCUCAGUGCCAAUAUGGGUCCCUUUCAACAAGAGGCUACUCCCCUUCUCGUCACUGGUUUUCUUAUACUUGCCGGAAAUACACUGUUUCCUUGCUUGCUCCGACUUUCCAUCUGGGUUAUUAGCAAAAUGAUCCCGGAGAAACCAGCCUGGCAGUCGUGGCGGGGAGUUUUCGAUUUGACUCUUGCCCAUUCCCAAGACGUUUGCGCCUAUUUAUAUCCUUCUUGGCAUACAUGGUUUCUAUUUGGCACAGUCUUGAUGCUCAAUGGAAUCAUGUGGGGAGCUUUCGAGCUUUCUGCUCUCUACAACAUAGAGAUUGCGGCACUUUCUGCCAGAUACCGAGUUCUAGAUGGACUCUUCCAGGCUUUAGCUGUGCGUGGCGGCGGUUUCUCCGUCGUGGCAUUCGAUGGACUGCCACAGGCAUUACUUAUUCUAUACGCCCUUAUGAUGUAUCUUUCUGCCUUCCCGGUAUCAAGACUCAUCAGGUAUGGAAUCAUCACCCCAUUAGCCAAAAAGCUUAGAUUGACAUUGGACAGCGGAAGGGAAGCAGUCAAAGCGAGGUCCAUUAGUAUCUCCGACAAAGAACUCGACGUCUCCAAAUGUUCUCCUUCAACCAUCGGUUCAAAUCCCUCAAGAUUUGCCCGCAGCCAAUUCUUCUGUCAACAACUUCGCUCCCAAUUCAGCCACGACAUCUGGUUAAUUUCCUUCGUGGUCCUUCUUGUAACCAUCGCCGAGUCAGACCACUACAAAGCCCAACCCGUCGCGUUUUCCACUUUCAACAUCAUUUUCGAGGUUGUAUCCGCAUAUAGCUGUGUCGGUGUGAGCAUUGGAUACCCAGGCAAGAGCUAUGCCUUCUGCGGCGAGUGGCACACAUUCAGCAAACUUUUGUUGGUUGUUACCGCGCUGAAGGGACGUCACAGGGGUCUAGAUUUCUCCCGCGGCAAGGCUAUAUCGCUUGGUGGGUCUUUGGAGCCACCUGAGGAGAAGAUAUCGCAACAGGGCAAGGCUGGACCACCCUGUUGCGUUUAA